AUGUCAUUUGGCUGGAGUACAGGGGAUAUCAUAGCUGCAGCAAAGCUAGUAUUAGAUCUCUCGAGAGCCCUAGAUGAUGUGUCUGGCGCUCCGGAGCACUAUCGAAGAUCUGCCGCCACACUGAGGUCCAUUCGUUUCCGUCUUAGUAUCUUAAGCAAGGUAACUGGAGUGGGCCGAAAUGAUGACUCUCAAGCGCGGAUUUAUGAAUUAGCUGUUCUGGGAAAGGAUGAGUACGACGAUAUGAACUUGGUGGUUGUCAACCUUAAGUCGGCAUUUGGGAGGCUGAAGAUACUGGUAGCCAAGGGAUGCGACAUGAAGUUCGAUCUGGGGAGCGGGAAAAGACGUCGCGAAUGGCCUGCUCAUCAAAUCAAUAAAUCACGAUGGUAUAUAGGAAAAGAGGAUGAAGUGAACAGACUCGUCCAGCACAUCUUUGAGCUCACAGCCUCCUUACCAGAUUUCUAUCAAAAGCUCAAUAGUGAAUUACUUAAGCAGCAGAAUACAACUCAAGCGGUAUAUCAUCAAACACAGAUCACAUGGCUUAAAGCGAUAUUUGAAAGACUGGAGGGGUUAGAUAGAGCCGUAUCCCGAGAUCAAUCAUAUCAGGGGCCUGGGGAAGGAAGAUUGCCAUUGUUGCAUGCCGGUCCAGAUCUAGGAGUCCCCCCUAUUCCAAGUAACACAGGGUUCGACACGAAAUCUACCAUAGAUCACCUCGAGAGCGUUGCCCACACAAUUAUGACUACAAAUUUGAGCUCCAGAGUCAAAGAUAUCCAGGUUGAUCAUUACCUAAAACGAAAGCUCGAAGAAUGGUUCAGUGGUCAAACUCACGAUAACAAGAGGACCCCACCCCGGUUAUGGCUUUAUGGCGAUAAAGCCAAUAUCGUCAGCGCCACUAUAUAUACCGCAGCUCUUGAUAGAAGACUCCCAAUCCUUGCUUUCGCAGGCCGCCACGUUGCGGAGGGGAAGUACCUAGCCCCUGAAGACCGGUUUUAUAGGAUGGUGUACUCGCUGCUUUUCCAAUUGCUUCAGCAGUUCGAAGACGUACCAGCUAUUGCCAUAACGGGGAUUGACAGGCCAUUUACGGAGCUUGACCUCACAAUGGAUAGUACGCCACUAGCAUUGAAGUAUAUGGCCUAUUUUCUCAGUCUUAUACCUGAGUGCACAUGCAUAGUCGACGGGUGGAAUUUCAUUUCCGUUGACGCUGAUGCGACAGUAAAAAAUAUUCUAAAGAUGUUUCUCGAUAUGUUUGAGGAGCCGCCUGGUUUGGCCGACGAAAUCGACAGUCGCCCAAGGCUUUUGAUUACAUCCCCUGGGAAUUCGCAAAUGCUCCGGGAUGUGAUGGGCGAAAAACAAGGGUACGUUGACGGGUUUAACCUAAGAAGUCAUGUCGGAGUAAAUGGUUCGAGACUCCAUACGUUACUACUCGGUAUGGAGUGGUGA
Molecule: messenger RNA, 1437 nt
Organism: Hypoxylon trugodes
Lineage: Eukaryota; Fungi; Ascomycota; Sordariomycetes; Xylariales; Hypoxylaceae
Exons: 2
Coding region: 1-1437 (478 amino acids)
Source: RefSeq, a predicted model, not a curated record